AUGGCCGAGUGGUCUAAGGCGCCAGACUCAAGUUCUGGUUCUCGUGAGAGAGCGUGGGUUCAAAUCCCACUUCUGACAUUUUCAUUUUUAUUAUUUAGUUUGCAGUUUUUAUUGCUGUUCAAAUUGCCCUUAAUCCUUAUACUUUCUUAUAGAAGGUGCAUUCACAGUUCUUACAAAGUAACAAUAUAUUUGUCUUAG
Linum tenue is the source of this 198-nucleotide messenger RNA. Lineage: Eukaryota; Viridiplantae; Streptophyta; Magnoliopsida; Malpighiales; Linaceae. The record is from the annotation of a GenBank genome assembly.